AGUCCCAGGAGCAGUACUACUAGUAUAGCUUUCGGAAUGGGAUUCUGAAGGCGUACCUUUACUUUUGCUAUCUGCGGUUUCCUGUGCUAAACUACCCUCUACCCGUCUGUCUUUCUGUGCAUCUAUCUAUCUUGUUUGACUACCGCCGCGCCCCAGGAGGCACGCCGUUGUCUCCCUCCAUCUUUUUCCGCAUCCUGGACGACCCCCACGCCUCUUCCGCCCGACUAUGCACAUACACAUCGUAUUCGCGUUCCUAACGACCACUCUCAUUUCUGUUGUUCUUUCUUCUCCCGCUGGAUUAGAUAGCUCUGAUUAUAACCAAGUCAUCCUUGGGUCUUCGUCGAUCGCUCGUCCAUACCAGUACGUAGAUGGCGAGUUACCACCCACGAAUGAUACCGAAGGAUGGAUCGAUCCUCGUCUUAAUGGUGGACGACUUCUUGAUUUCACGACCAAACGACUGGGCGAACCUCUCAAUGUAAUUAUCUCUUCCCUUUCCGAUCCUUUCAUUUUAUCCGAGACCGGUCUACACAUUUAUGCCAAAUCUAUUGGCUUCUCUGAAGAGUGUCUCGGGCUCCAUUAUGGCCAUCUCCACGAAGCGGACCUGGGGGACGGCCUUGGACGCAAGCAAGAACAUUUUCUUGCUCGCCAGCAUUACUUCCCGAUUGGCGGAACAUGUUGGGAAAGCGUCCGAGGUGGGCAUCAUUUCCGUGCUUGGAGACAGAACGGGACGCUAGCGAAUAGCGGCGCCUGGUUCAUCGGGGCUUCCAAGGAGCAGGAUUCCUCAAAGAAUCACAAGAUUGAUGAGGAUGGUUAUAACCUCGGACGCGAUUAUGUCGUCGAUCGUGCUGUAUCCGGCAGUCGCUCCAACGGCGUUUGGUGGAAGGCAGAGGUCGAGUGGCGUGAGGGCCUCCUGCAGAGAGGUCGCAGCGGUGUCAAUCACGCCAUUUCUCAGGACGGCCGAGUUGCGAUUCUGACUGUCCACAGACUCUAAGAGUUCUCCAUGAUUGUUUCUUGCACAUCGCUUUUACAUUGGGAUUCUGCUGCCCUUUUGAAUCACUUUUUUGGGAACUCGGGACUCGGGAUUGGAUUUCAUACUACUACCGUUCACGACUUCACGACACCCCCUUGAUGACCAUACAUUGUCUCGAUAUCCAUCAUUUCACCAAGUGACUUUGUUCACAUGUAAUCUUAUGUAUAUCUGUAUGUACCAUACCGAUCUUUUUUGUACAUUGUUAUUUAUUGUUUGUAGAUCAGCACUCUUAUAUGUAGACUUUUGAUUUGAUAGACUCGUAGCGAGUAGUUUGUAGCACGCAUUGUUUCUAUGGAGGAUGUAUAUAUUCUGAUUGUGUCCUUGCACCACAUCGCGAACCCGUCUCAU
Messenger RNA from Somion occarium, 1378 nucleotides. Lineage: Eukaryota; Fungi; Basidiomycota; Agaricomycetes; Polyporales; Cerrenaceae. The record is from the annotation of a GenBank genome assembly.